AUGAUUGAUCCAACAGUAUCAACUUUAAUAUCAACAUUUAUUAGUAAUUAUGCUAACAUUCAUAAAUAUUCUUCUCCAGGUCAAUAUUUACAACACAAUACACAAUCGAUAAUCUACCUGUCAACUGGCAAAGAUUAUACUAAA
Racocetra persica is the source of this 144-nucleotide messenger RNA. The record is from the annotation of a GenBank genome assembly. Lineage: Eukaryota; Fungi; Glomeromycota; Glomeromycetes; Diversisporales; Gigasporaceae.